This is a messenger RNA of Ipomoea nil (Japanese morning glory), 1591 nucleotides long. RefSeq names its product carbon catabolite repressor protein 4 homolog 4. Lineage: Eukaryota; Viridiplantae; Streptophyta; Magnoliopsida; Solanales; Convolvulaceae. The record is from RefSeq and is a predicted model, not a curated record. Gene Ontology annotation, molecular function: poly(A)-specific ribonuclease activity. Bases 48 to 1235 code for a protein of 395 amino acids. The transcript has 10 exons.
GCUCUGUGCGGUGGUCAUAGUCAAAUUGUUUAAAUCUGAUAGAAAUUAUGCUGAAGAGCUCUUUCUUCUGCUUGAUUCCUCGCUUCUCACUUGCUUGUCCAUCUUCCAGAUAUAGAACGGUUUGCUUGAGCAAAAUGAGCACAGCACCUGAACCUUUGUGUCCCAAGUUCACUCCUGUUGAAAAGAGUGAAAUUGCUUCAAUAAGCAAAUCUGAAGGUUUCAAAUUCAGUCUUGUGUCUUAUAACAUUUUGGCUCAGGCUUAUGUAAAGAGUGCUUCAUUUCCACACUCUCCGUCACCAUGUCUCAAGUGGAAAGCUCGAUCUCAGGCAAUCUUGACUGUUCUUAAAGGCCUAGGAUCAGAUUUUCUUUGUUUACAGGAACUGGAUGAGUACGAUAGCUUCUACAAAAAAAAUAUCGAGAGUUUUGGCUACUCAAGUAUCUAUGUUCAAAGAGGUGGGCAGAAGAAAGAUGGAUGCGGGAUCUUUUAUAAGCCCAAAAGCGCAGAGUUGAUUAUUGAAGAAAAAAUAGAUUACAAUGAUCUUUUAAAUUCAAUUCAAGAUGAAGCUGCAAGUCUGAAGAAAGAUGUUGAUCUAUCAGCUAGUGGAAAUAAAAGUGAUGAAUCGACAAAUGAUUCAGAGCAGAAAAGCACUCAAACAGAUUGCGGAGAUCCUAAUGAUCCCCGUGUCAGACUAAAACGGGAUUGUGUCGGUAUUAUGGCUGCCUUCAAACUCAACGAUCCUUCUUGUCAUCACAUUAUUGUUGCAAAUACCCAUAUUUACUGGGAUCCCGAAUGGAUAGAUGUCAAACUGGCACAAGCCAAAUAUUUGCUACGUCGCUUAGCUGAAUUCAAGUCAAGAGUGUCGGACCAAUUUGGCUGCUCGCCUUCUGUAUUAGUAGCAGGUGACUUCAAUUCAGUCCCCGGGGAUCAAGUAUACCAAUACAUUGUUUCUGGUACCUCUCCGCUCGGUCCUCAGCCAGAAAUCUCAGAUGAGAUGCCUAUUCCGGUAUGCAGUGUAUAUGCAUACACUAAAGGGGAGCCUCCGUUCACCAACUGCACCCCCGGUUUUACAGGAACUCUGGAUUACGUUUUGUUUUCACCUUCUGGAGAUAUAAAACCAGUUAGCUGCCUCGAACUUCCGGGACCAGAAUCAUCCGAUGUACAAGGUUGGUUGCCCAAUUACUACCACCCAAGUGACCAUCUCCCAAUUGGCGCCGAAUUUGAAGUCGAUCCAUAAGCGAAUUUCCAUAUAUGGUUAGCUUCUCCUUCUUCCCUCCAUACUAAGGGCUCACAAUUCUUCUCUUAAAUGAUUUUUUUCACCUCCGCGCGCGUCAACUGAAAGAUAUGUUCUGUUUCAACUUUCAACUAAAAGCUUAAGCUGAUAGUGAGAUUAUACAUUUAUAUUUCUAUAUACUGUAUGCUCAACGUCGUCUUUCCCUGUGUUUUGUUGCAUUUCAUGGUUUUCAAAACAUUGCUGCAACUGUAUUUUCGAAAAAACUUGAGUUCAAUAUGAUUCUUGGAUGCAAAGUUCCUGGGGCUGUACGGAAUUGAAACCUUAAAAUUUUUGAUAUAUCCAAUGAUUUGUCUGAGCUA